Gadus macrocephalus (Pacific cod) is the source of this 2141-nucleotide messenger RNA. RefSeq names its product Sp5 transcription factor-like (gene sp5l). Bases 570 to 1505 code for a protein of 311 amino acids. NCBI's taxonomy places the organism in Eukaryota, Metazoa, Chordata, Actinopteri, Gadiformes, Gadidae. Gene Ontology annotation, biological process: regulation of transcription by RNA polymerase II. Gene Ontology annotation, molecular function: RNA polymerase II cis-regulatory region sequence-specific DNA binding; DNA-binding transcription factor activity, RNA polymerase II-specific. The record is from RefSeq and is a predicted model, not a curated record. The transcript has 2 exons.
UGCUGAGCCCUGAACACUAACACACCUAAAUGUAGAUUAUGUGUAGCAGGAAAACAAUUAAACAAACAAAGAAGGUAUCUUUUGAGUGGAGAUUUUAAAUAUCAUUACACCUUUCAACAAACCUCGACUUUUCUUCCCACAUCACCUGGGGAGGGGUCGGUCGUCAAGAUGGUCAGCAUUUGAUUGAAAUGGAGUGAAAUUAUGAUUAGCCCCCCACCUCCCCCUUCGAUUGACUGGCCCCCCUGCAUCACACGGGACCCCGUGGAGAGGUUCUUUCUCUCUAUAAAGACAAGAUGCAGCGCAGCGUCUCUGAGAUGAUCUGAAGGAUUUACUGCGGCGCGCUCUAGAGCUCUCCUCCUGAAUGAAAGACAGCAUGGACUGCCAGUAGCCAGCUCACACUACACAGGUCGAACAAACCGAAUGGCCGUCUGAUACCACGGAGUUACCUCGUCUUGUAGAGCGCUAUAAUUGAAGAGGAUCGGACCCCCAGCUCCUCUCCGGAGGGGGCGCCUAAUGCCCUGUCGUUCCUAGCCACAACCUGCAGCCAGGCCUGGCAGGUGGGCAGCACCAUGGGCUCCGAAGGCUCCCAGUUCCCCUACGAGGGCUCCGUCAGCUCAGCAUCGGGGAUGUUCCAGCUGUGGAGCAACGACAUGGCUCCCAGCUCUGGCCUAGGGGCCCAUCAGAUGGCCUUCACCAUGCCCAAGGUCCAGUUCCCCGGACACAUGCAGUCGGGCCUGGGCCACCACCACCACCACCACCACCACCACCACGAGCUGCCUCUCACGCCGCCCGCCGAGCCGCCGUCGUCCUACUCCUUCGAACUGUCCCCGGUCAAGGUCCUCCCCGCGCAGCCGCAGGGCACCGGCCCGUACUACCCGCAGCACAACGCCGUGGGCCAGAACUUCCCCAGCUUCCUCCAGAGCUCCUCGGGGAGGCACCAUCUCCCCGGGGCCCACGGGGACGAGGGGCAGCAGUGGUGGAGCCUGCCCCAGACCAACAGCGCCCCCUCCAACCACCCCUUCUCCCUGGGCCGCCAGCUGGUGCUGGGCCACCAGCCGCAGAUCGCCGCCCUGCUGCAGGGCACGUCCAAGGGCCUGCUGGGGUCCACGCGGCGCUGCCGGCGCUGCAAGUGCCCCAACUGCCAGGCCAACGGGGGCGGCCUGGAGUUCGGGAAGAAGAGGCUGCACAUCUGCCACAUCCCCGAGUGCGGCAAGGUGUACAAGAAGACGUCCCACCUGAAGGCCCACCUGCGCUGGCACGCCGGGGAGCGGCCCUUCAUCUGCAACUGGCUGUUCUGCGGCAAGAGCUUCACGCGCUCCGACGAGCUGCAGCGGCAUCUGCGCACUCACACAGGGGAGAAGCGCUUCGGCUGCCAGCAGUGUGGCAAGAGGUUCAUGAGGAGCGACCACCUCUCCAAACACGUCAAGACCCACCAGACCAGAAAGGGCCGCGCGGGCCACCCCUCGCCCUCGGACCCCUUGCUGGCUAACAUCAAGAGGGAGUGACGUUGGCGGAGGGGGUCCACUGAACACUUGGAGAUGAGAAUAUGUUGUUUUGAUUUAAAGUCCUCUGCCACAGCUGUACACGGGGGUAAGCAUCACGCCUCAUUCCCUGUCCUUAACGUGUUAGGAUCUUAACGCCUGGAUUAUAACGUUAUUAUGGUCCUAGUUUGUGGUUUAAGAGGGUUCGAUAUUUCCAUGCUAUUUAAUUAAUUAUGUUAAGAUCAAACUUGAAAAUGAAUUGUGAACAUUGAAAAGAAUGCAGGAUUACAAGCCCGAGUGAAAUAAAGUUGAAUGCCUUAGUGUUGCAAAAGGUUUUUGUACAUAUAUUAAAACUUUUGCUAUAUCAAAGAAAUAUUUGGUUAUUUGGUUUCUAUUUUAAUUUUAAAAAGCCAUUUGUCGUCUUCAUCUGUGAGACCUUUUUAUUAUGUCCAUGUGAGCACAUUGGAUUAACAGUCUAUUCUUAUCGAAAUCAUCUAAUCUGUUGAUUCUUGUAUUUAUCCGUGUGAAACAACAUCACUUGGUAUGAGCAAAUAUUUUAAUUGUAAGUUCUUUGUAAAAUAUGUAUAUACGUCAUGAUCAAGUCUAUUGAAGUUACAGCCGCAUGUACAUUUUAAUAAACAGCAUAUUUGACGCAACUAA